Molecule: messenger RNA, 2128 nt
Organism: Prunus avium (sweet cherry)
Lineage: Eukaryota; Viridiplantae; Streptophyta; Magnoliopsida; Rosales; Rosaceae
Product: ENTH/ANTH/VHS superfamily protein
Biological process (GO): clathrin coat assembly; vesicle budding from membrane; clathrin-dependent endocytosis
Cellular component (GO): clathrin-coated pit; clathrin-coated vesicle
Molecular function (GO): phosphatidylinositol-4,5-bisphosphate binding; SNARE binding; 1-phosphatidylinositol binding
Source: RefSeq, a predicted model, not a curated record
GCCUUGGAGGGGAGAGAGAGAGAGAGAGUCGUUGGUUGUUUUUGUUGUUGGAACGACUCGGUUUCAGAGAACAAGAACAUCUUCAGCACCAUGAUCUCCUUCUCCUCUCUAUCUCUAGCCCUGAAUUGAAUCUCUCUAGGCCAACACAAGAAAAGGUGUUGGUGUUCUUGAAGAAAAAAAAAACAAUUAUAUAUAUAAAUAUAUAUAUUUUUUUUAAAGAACAAUUUGAUGGGUACGUUCCAGAGCUUUAGGAAGGCCUAUGGAGCUCUGAAGGACUCUACCAAGGUUGGCCUCAUCAAGGUCAACAGCGAAUUCAAGGAUUUGGAUAUUGCCACGGUGAAGGCCACCAGUCAUGUUGAGUGCCCUCCGAAGGAACGCCAUGUUCGAAAGAUUUUCUCUGCAACAUCUGUGACACGUCCACGGGCAGAUGUGGCAUACUGCAUUCAUGCUCUGGCCAAGAGAUUGUCCAAGACUCGGAGCUGGAUUGUUGCCAUAAAGACACUGAUAGUUAUUCAUAGAACAUUGAGAGAGGGUGAUCCUACCUUUAGAGAAGAGCUUCUAAACUAUUCUCAGAGAGGACACAUUCUCCAAAUUUCCAAUUUUAAAGAUGACUCAAGUCCCCUUGCUUGGGAUUGCUCUGCUUGGGUUAGGACAUAUGCACUCUUUCUAGAAGAACGGCUGGAGUGUUUCCGAGUUUUGAAGUAUGACAUUGAGUCGGAGCGUUUGACAAAAACAUCACCAGGAUCAACAAAGGUACAUAGUAGAACACGAACAUUGGCUGCCGAUGAGCUGUUGGAGCAGCUACCUGCACUGCAGCAACUUCUUUACCGCCUCAUGGGCUGCCAGCCUGAGGGAACAGCUUUUACCAAUUACCUCAUACAAUAUGCCUUAGCUCUGGUUUUAAAAGAGAGCUUUAAAAUAUAUUGUGCCAUCAACGACGGAAUUAUAAAUCUUGUUGACAUGUUCUUUGAUAUGUCAAGACAUGAUGCAGUUAAAGCUCUCAAUGUUUAUAAAAGAGCCGGCCAACAGGCUGAAGCCCUAGCUGAUUUUUAUGAAUAUUGCAAGGGUUUGGAUCUUGCUAGAACUUUUCAGUUUCCAACAUUGAGACAGCCACCUCCAUCCUUUCUUGCAACAAUGGAGGAGUAUAUAAAGGAAGCGCCGCAGUCCGGUUCUGUUAACAAGAGACUGGAAUACCAGGAGACAGACCAGCAGCCUCAGAAACCUGAAGAACCUCCUCCUCCUCCAGAGCCUGAAAAAGAAGAAGAAGAAGUAGAGGAGAAAACGGAGGAAGAGGAAGAACCCCAACCUAAGGAAGAGGUAGUUGAACCUCCUCCUUUGAUAUCAACUGACGACACUGAUCUUCUGGGUCUAAGGGAAAUAAAUCCAAAAGCUGCAGAAAUUGAAGAAAGCAAUGCCUUGGCUCUUGCAAUAGUUCCACAAGGGAACGAACAACAAUCUGGAGCAAGUUUCAAUGAUCUUGCUGGGACUUCAGGCUGGGAGCUAGCACUGGUGACCACACCAAGCAACCAUACAAGCCAAGUGCCCAUGGACAAGAAGUUUGCUGGUGGCUUUGACAAGCUAUUACUUGAUAGCUUGUACGAAGAUGAAGGUGCCAGGAGACAGAUACAGCUCCAGAACGCAGGCUAUGGCUACGGUGCAACGAGCUUGCAUAACCCGUUUGAACAACAAGCACAACAUCCUGUGCAAGAUCCAUUUGCAAUGUCCAACAACAUAGCACCCCCAACCAACGUGCAAAUGGCGCUAAUGGCUCAACAACAACACCAACAUCAGCAAAUCCUUCAGCAACAGAACCAGCAAUAUCAACAGCAGCAGAACAUGAUGAUGGUGCCUCACCCUUAUUAUUCUCAAUACCCCCAACAGAUGCAGCUCCCGGGUUCUUCGAACCCGUUCGGAGAUCCAUUCAGCUUCCCUCCUAGUUCAACGCCACACCAGGGAAACCAACACCUAAUAUAGAUGUCAUUUGUUUCAUGAUUUAAUUCCAGCUUAUUCUUUGAUUCUUUGGAGUAGUGUGAGUUUGAGAAGCUCAUUCUUUGUUUUACUCUGUAUAUUGUUUUGGAGGGCUAUUGACAAUGGAAUGCAUACAAAUUGAUGUGUUAUUUUGAUCAAA